Molecule: messenger RNA, 1080 nt
Organism: Colletotrichum phormii
Lineage: Eukaryota; Fungi; Ascomycota; Sordariomycetes; Glomerellales; Glomerellaceae
Exons: 4
Coding region: 1-1080 (359 amino acids)
Source: RefSeq, a predicted model, not a curated record
AUGGCGGCAUCAGCACUGAAGACGCCGACGAUGGGAGACAAGGUGGUGAUAUUUCCGCUGGAGGAUCCGGGCCAGAUUUCCGUGGUUGCGGUGUCUAUCGUCUUCAUCAUCGUUCCGACGGUGAUGGUGAUCCUCCGCCUCAUCGCCAGGCGCAUGGCGCACAGAGAGAUGGACUUGAGUGAUUGGUCUAUCAUUGCUGCACUCGUCUUCUCCAAUGCCUUGCAAGCAGUCUCCAUAGUCGGUGUCAUGCAAUGCGGUGUUGGCCUUCACAAUGCUGUCAUCAUACCCAAGUAUGGGGUUGGCCCAAUCAUCAAGUUUCUCAAAGUCCUUGUCGCUCAACAGAUCUUGUGGGCCAUCAGCCUCGGCCUCUGCAAGAUAGCCAUCCUCCUCCUCUACUCCAAGCUCUUCAGCACCAGGUUCAUGAUCUUAUCAGCACGAAUACUGGCCGCCUUCACUAUGAUGUGGGUGGUAGUCACGGUGCUGAUUGCCUUCUUCAUCUGCAUCCCUCUCUCGGACAACUGGCUCCUCGAUCUCAAGAACCGGCACUGCGGGAAUCAACCCGCGGCAGAUGGGACGAUGGGGGUAUUGAACAUGAUUACCGAUCUCAUCGUCCUCGUCAUGCCAGUUUCUCACUUGUGGGGUCUUCGGCUGGAGAUGUACAAGAAGGUCGCUCUGAUCAUCACCUUCUCACUCGGAGUCUUCACCUGCAUCGUCUCAGCUCUGCGCCUCUACUACCUUGCCAACCUCGUGUAUCUCGACGUGACCUUCAACAUCCCCAGCGCUCUCAUCUUCAGCGCGCUGGAGCCCGGCGUUGGCAUCACCCUCGCGUGCAUCCCGUUCCUCCGACCUCUGCUUGGCCGCUCCCAGUACUCGAAAAAGGGUACUGCAAACUACUACAGCUCAAACGGGAAGUCCGACGGUGUCUCGAAUAGGAGGAGCGAACGCCAGAGUGAUGGGUUCGUUCUUGUAGACAACCUGUCGCAGCAGCAUCUUCGGGAGGCCGAGCAGAGUGAUUCAGCACCCGCUAUCCCCGGCAAAGUCACGUAUAGCAUGGGUAGCAGCGUUCGAGAUAUAGAUUAG